AUGCCUCGACCUCUCAAGUGGUUGUUUAAAGCUACAAAAAGCCCUGUUGUAGCUGUGAGGCGCCUUUCCUCUCAAUCAGUCAAGCAGAAUGAAUCCGUUCGCAAAUACUACACGCCCGUCUCGACAAAGACUGUCUUCCUGGCCGGAGUCCUUAUUUUCGUGCUCGGAUGCAUAGGAGCCAUCGAGGCGGCCUUCAGAUUAGGUUCUGUUGUCGAUCUCGUCGCAGCCCAAGCCAAAGUAAAGCCAACCUCAGCACAUUUGGUCGUACGACAAACGUCUGCAGCUACUACUGCUGCAAUUGCAUAUGUCACACCUACCAAGCCAUCGACAACAACAGAAGCAGCCAUAACAAGCGUGGCGUACAUUGCGGCAGAGAAUCCAGAAGAUGUCGCGUCCUCGACAACCCAGCCGCCCACAGCAACAACGGUCAAAGAAGCUUACGUGGCCUCUGAAACCUCGGAGUCGACCCCAACACCCUGCUAUGUCACUCAGACGGUUGUCGAGUACUACGCCGAGGAUGGCACAAGUCCGGUAUCAGUGGACGCUGGAGAUACUCCACAAGGUUCUGGAUCGUCAUGCAUAACCAAGACCAUGACUGUCACAUCACAGAGCUAUGUGAAGAUAGCUACCCCUACCGACGAUCCCACGGGCGACGAUAAUGGUGACGACGAUGGCGGUGAUGCAAGUGACUGCACAGUCACUGCCACUGCGACCACUGAAGUCACUGCGUACAGAACCGUCGGUGUCGCGGACGGGCAAUCGACACAGACAUCAACAGUAGUGGUUGCAGGCGAAGACGCACAAGGUGAUAUCGUUGGCUUACUUCCAGAGGAAACAGAUGACGGUGGAUGUGUUGCAGUAACCGUAACCCGAACGAAGACGAAGUACAUUGACAUCAGAACUCCAGCACCGGUUGCACCAGCAGCUCCGGCCAAUCCAGACACAACCCGCUCUAGCGCAACAAUACGUGGAGGCUAUAUCACACCAACCGUUGGCGUCGACGCCCCCGACUCGAAUCCACUAGGUACACCUGGGCCAGCGCCUCCAACUUCGGAUUACACCUAUCUCACUGUAUCCGCCACUACCGAUGGUGGUGGCUAUUUGACUGUCGCAGCUCCACAUGUUACAGGGUCCGACGAGGGUGGAGGCGUUGGAGCAGCACCUUCAGAUGAUUACGCGAUGAUCAAACCACCAUCUGUGGUCACUUUGGCUGAUGGUGCAGUGACUGUGGUCGAUGGAGACAACCCUGGAGCGCAAAUUAUACAAGCCGAACAGACGCCCGCUGACAUCAACGGCCUCAUUCCGGUUUCCACCAUUGUCCAGGGUUCUGAAUCAUUCAUCGUCUAUGCCCAACCACAGCGUACAGCCGACGCUAGCGGGCUCGUUCAAGUCGCGACCGUCACUCUAGGUUCAGAGUCGACUCCCAAUACCAACGGACUCGUUCCGGUCUCGACUGUCAUCCAGGGCUCAGAGGCGCUCAUCAUUUACGCAAGGCCAAAGCCUACUUCCAACGCUGACGGUCGCAUCCCGGUAUCAACCAUUGUUCAGGGCUCGAAAUCGUAUGUUGUUUAUGCAACCUCGAUGCCCACCGAUGGAGCGCAGUACGUCACUGUUGUCGCGUUACCAGCUGAUCAGACCACCACUACCAGCGGGAAGGCUACCAGCACAUCAAAGCCUGACGUGCUGCCUUCUGUGUCAUCCUCAGAUCGACAGCUGAGCGACACAUUUGACGACUGGGAUUACUUUUACGCUAGUUACCUGUCUGUAUUUAUAGCCGUCUUCAUCAAAGAGGUCUGGGCAGUGGUAUUUUGCAACACCAAGAUGAUGGAACCCUUCUAUCAACUACACCGACCCGAUGGUGCCUCGGCAGAGGAGUCGCUACUCGCGAACUAUCUUUCUACGUGGCUCUCGUGGAAGUCCUUCCGUUCCAUGUUCAAAGGUCAAUGGGUCUUAAUGUUUGUCAUCAUCAUCUACGCGUUCAUGGCGGCGCUCUCUCCGAUCGCUACCGCGACGAUGAAGGUACAAGCCACUGACUGGUGCAAUCUACCUGACGGCAAUCACCAACCAUGCUCACCCAUGUGGCUCAUUGACCAAAGCUAUGGUCGCGCAUUACAAGCACUGCUAUCUGUCAUUGCAGUCAUGAUCCUCAUCCUGAUCGUCGUCAACCACCGCCGCAAGUCCGGUGUCUUCUCCAAUCCGUCCAGUAUCGCAUCUCUGGCUGCGCUACUCACCCACCCUGAGACUCUCGAGGAGCUACGCGCGCUCGAUCCUAACGCCACUGACACCACCAUUACGCAUUGCCUCUCUGGCCAGCGUUUCCGCUUGGACUAUCACCAGACACCUGCUGGAGCUCACCACUACGGGAUUCUCAAGGAUGACUCCCCACUUCUUUCCCCCUCGACAAAGUACGGCACUAUCGCAAAUCCGUACAACCGCCACGCCCCUACCACGAGCAGCGCACGCGCACAUCACACCAAGCGCAUGCUCCGCGACGCGCUGUUUCUGCUCUGGAUCUGCGCAAUGCUCGGUUUGGUGUUGGGCUACUUCUUAGCCAGUGCGGACGAUGCGUUCAAUCGCUUUUUCAACCGAGGCGAUGCCGGCCCACGCCUGUUGUUGACCACGCUCGCUGUGCUGACCAGCCUCCACUGGAAGACUCUGGAGCGCGAAGUGCGCGUGUUAACGCCGUAUCGGAGGCUCAGCGCCCGACGCGCCAGUCCGCAGGUCACGGUGCUUGUGAAUUUGAAUGGCACGCCCGUCACAAGUCUACCGGGCGCGCUGGCAAGGGGCGAAUGGUUCUACGCGCUGGUCGCGUUUGUGGCAAUCUUGAGUGAUGCACUCAUCAUCAUGAUUGCUGGAGUGCCGUUCAAUCGCAGCCAGGUUUACAAGGCGUUUCUGGCCAGUGUCUACUCAUCCAUGGCGAUUUUGGGUACGAUGAUUGUCACAUUGGUGAGCCUGUUCUUUUGGCGCGUCACGAAUGAGAAGAUGCAAAUGCCGCGAGAACCAGAUACUCUGGCUGGAGUGGCGUUGAUGCUGUGUAAUGAGGGAAAUGGCGUUAGGGCGGAGAUGGAAGGAAUGGAGUGCUUAGGAGGGAAGGAGCGGAAUCGUGCGGUCAAGGAGGGGCGCAAUCUGUACUACGCGGGUUGGACGAGGAGUUCUUUGGCGGAGGAGUCCCGAUGGGUGGUGGAGAAGGAGGUGGAUGGAAGAGUGGUGGAGAGGCAUUGGUGA
Messenger RNA from Cyphellophora europaea CBS 101466, 3225 nucleotides. RefSeq lists its product as uncharacterized. The record is from RefSeq and is a predicted model, not a curated record. Bases 1 to 3225 code for a protein of 1074 amino acids. Lineage: Eukaryota; Fungi; Ascomycota; Eurotiomycetes; Chaetothyriales; Cyphellophoraceae. The transcript has 2 exons.